AGAUGCCAUAGUUGAGUUGGUGCCAUAUAAAUUCAAUGCAUCUGAAAGAUUGCCAAAUAUCUCUCACACUCUCAUGUCAUGUGGUGUGAACUCUGUUAUGUAAAUGUUAUGCCAACUCUCUAGAGCAUUCAACACUCACCCUCAACCUCUGAUAUCAUCAAUGGUGAAGCAAAUUACUCUUCUCACUUUGCUUCUUCUCUUCUUCAUUGUAACAGAAGUGGAAGGGGCUAAGAAGUCAUAUGGGGUAUACAGCAACAAGAACAGCAUUGUGAAGAAGCUGUUUGUGUUUGGAGAUUCUUAUGUUGACACAGGGAAUUUCGUGAACUCAGGAUCGUAUAAGCCUCCUAGUGGAAUUACUUUUCCUGGUAAACCAGCUGGUAGAUUCUGCGACGGUCGCGUCCUCACCGAUUACGUCGCUUCAUAUCUGAAAAUUGAAAACCCCACACCAUACACGUUGAGAAAUUCCUCAAAACUGCAACAUGGGAUCAACUUUGCUUAUGGAGGGACUGGUAUUUUCAACACUUUGGUUGAUGGACCAAACAUGACACUCCAAAUUGACUCACUUGAGAAGCUAAUCCAACAAAAAGUCUACACCAAACCCGACCUUGAAUCCUCAAUCGCUCUUUUAAGCGCUGCUGGUAACGAUUACGCAGCAUUUCUAGUAAAAAAUAAAACCAUUUUGGAAAUAAAAUCCUUCACAGAAUCACUUAUCAAGCAAUUGACUUUGAAUCUUAAGCGCGUCCAGAGCUUAGGAAUAGGUAAAGUAGCAGUUGGGUUGUUACAGCCUGUGGGGUGCUUGCCUGGGUUAACUGUGGUGUCUUUCCAUCUGAGCUGCAUUGACCCCUUAAACUUGGUCUCCAAAACUCACAACCAAAUGCUGCUCCAAACUGUGCAAGAACUCAACAAGGAAAUGGGGAAACCAGUUUUCAUCACACUAGACCUCUACAACUCUUUCCUCACCACAAUUAAAACCAUGCAGAAAAAGCAUGCUGAAAACUCAACACUGAUGAAUCCACUGCAGCCAUGUUGUGAGGGAAUUAAUUUUAAAUCUUGUGGAAGUGUGAAUGAUAAAGGAGAAAAGCAAUAUAAGUUAUGUAAGAAACCAGAGUUUUCACUCUUUUGGGACAAUGUUCACCCUUCUCAGAAUGGUUGGCAUGCAGUGUCUAUGCUAUUGCAACCUUCUCUCGAUCAACUUAUUUAGAAAAACUUUUGAUAGUUAUGGAAUUGUAUUCUUUUAGCAUCUUCAGCUUCAGAAAUAAACCUUUAAAUUACAAUUAAGGUUGAGUAAUUGAGCAGAUUAUCAUUUGGAUCGAAAA
Molecule: messenger RNA, 1316 nt
Organism: Lotus japonicus
Lineage: Eukaryota; Viridiplantae; Streptophyta; Magnoliopsida; Fabales; Fabaceae
Product: GDSL esterase/lipase At5g03610-like
Exons: 5
Coding region: 104-1201 (365 amino acids)
Molecular function (GO): hydrolase activity, acting on ester bonds
Source: RefSeq, a predicted model, not a curated record